Caenorhabditis briggsae is the source of this 1434-nucleotide messenger RNA. Gene Ontology annotation, molecular function: transmembrane transporter activity. Gene Ontology annotation, biological process: transmembrane transport. The transcript has 4 exons. NCBI's taxonomy places the organism in Eukaryota, Metazoa, Nematoda, Chromadorea, Rhabditida, Rhabditidae. The record is from RefSeq and is a predicted model, not a curated record. The coding region runs from base 1 to 1434 and encodes 477 amino acids.
AUGUCGCAAGUGGGCGAUUCGGUCGAGGAAAAAGCUCAUAACGAGAAAAUGGUCGAUUCGCGGAAAACGUCGUCGAUAUUGUGCUUCAAUCUCACUCGUUAUCUGAUUCUGAUUCUGACCUUGACAUGCUUGACUUUGCUCCAAAUGAACUCUCUAACCUUCAACUUCACAGUCAUCUGUAUGUCGGACAUUGUCGACGAAUCCCAUGCUCUCAACCCCAACGCCACCCACUGGUUCGAAGACAGCAAUAUGAAAUCACUGGUUUUCUCGACCAUGGCCAUCGGAGGCCUUCUGGGUCUUCUCGCCGCCAUGCCCCUGAUGCAUCGAGUUGGCGUGCGUAAGGUUUUGAGCAUUUGUGGUGUCUUCUCAAUUAUUGGAACCGUUCUUUUCCCGUUGGCAGUGGAAUGGAAUUUCGCUAGUGUGCUCGUAGUGAGGUUUCUGCAGGGGCUGGGCAUCAGUAUGGUGUUCACCGUGCUUGGCUCGGUGCCAAUCGCCUGGGCCCCAAACAACGAAUCCAGCACUUUUUUGGCAGUCUUGUCGUGCGCUUUUCAGAUGAGUAACGUUAUCUGCAUGCCUAUCUCCGGCUUCCUCUGCGAGUCCUCCCUUGGCUGGCGUUCCAUCUACUACCUUUUCGGAAUCAUCACCACCAUCUGCUUCCUCAUCUUCUACUUCUUCUACACCGACUCUCCAAAAGACCAUCGCAAUGUGUCGAACCAAGAGUUGAGCCUUAUCUUGCAAGAUAAGACCACAACUCAUAAGGAGUCGGUUCCCUACCUAGCCAUCUGCAAGGAUCCAUGCGUCCUAGUGACCUGGCUGUCCAACGUCGGUGGAAAUCUCGGAUUCCUCACACUGGUGCUCUAUGGACCAACCUAUCUUCGCGAAGUGCUCCACUUCGAAGUCCGUGGCACCGGAUUCGCCAGCGCGUUGCCUUUCCUACUCUCGGCCGCCGUUAAAUCCAUCGCUGGACAGCUUUCAGAUCGGUGUAAUUUUGUCUCGGAGCGAGUUAGAUUCACCAUCUGUGGAAUCAUCUCCAGACUGGGUCUAGCAGUCGGUUAUAUCGGAAUGGCCACCACGUCGAGCACCCUUGUAGCUCAGAUCGCGUUCACAUUCUCUAUUGCAGUUUCCGGGUUGAAUAUCAUGGGAACCGUAAAGUGUCUUCAGCUGCGCUGCAAACAACAUGUGCACUUUGCCGUCUCCACCAUCGCUCUCAUGGCCUAUGUGAUUCAAUUCGGCGCUCCGAUCCUUGUCGGUAUCAUUUGUCCGGAUAACACGCCCGAACAGUGGGGAUGGCUAUUCAUGAUCAUCGGAGUGAUCGUAUUCGCCACCAGCGCUCCAUUCCCAUGGUUUACCACCGCCGAGCCAGCCGAGUACACUUUGCCUAGAGAACAACAGGAGGAAAUGAAGAAGCAGCGAGAAUUGGAGGAAUGUUGUUAG